This is a messenger RNA of Plutella xylostella (diamondback moth), 979 nucleotides long. RefSeq names its product farnesol dehydrogenase. Gene Ontology annotation, molecular function: oxidoreductase activity. Lineage: Eukaryota; Metazoa; Arthropoda; Insecta; Lepidoptera; Plutellidae. The record is from RefSeq and is a predicted model, not a curated record.
UUCAUCGAUAUCGUCAACGAACCAACACAAUAUCCAACCACUUCCACUCAGUUGCAAAAGUGCAUUGUACUUGUUAGGUCACUGCACAACCACUGGACCGUGCUCGGCUAAACCGGACCUUUGGACCAGUUCCCAGAGCAUGGAGCGCUGGGCCGGCAAGACGGCGGUGGUGACGGGCGCCAGCAGCGGCAUCGGGGCGGCCACGGCGCUGGCGCUGGCGGACCGCGGCCUCCGCGUCGUGGGGCUGGCCAGGAGGCUGGAGUCUAUGCAGAAGCUGCAGUCCAGGGUCACUGGCUCUGGCAGUAUCACAGCGAGGAGAUGCGACGUGUCCAAGCCUGAAGACUUGAAGAGCAGCUUCGAGUGGAUCGAAGAGACGUUCGGCGGAGUCGACGUCAUGGUGAACAACGCUGGAGUGUUUAUUCACGGCAAUAUUACUGACAUAGGCAGUCACCCGCUGUCGGAAGACGAGCUGGUGUCAGUACUGGACGUGAACGUCAAGGGUCUGAUGCUGUGCACGCGCCGCGCGGUAGACUCCAUGAGGAGACGGGGCGUCGAUGGACAUGUCAUCAACAUUAACAGCAUAGCAGGCCACUACGUGCCGACAAGUCAAUUCUUCAACGUGUACUCGAGCACGAAGCACGCCGUCACUGCGUUCACCCAGUCUCUGUGUACUGAGCUGGCGGAGUACCGGAGCGGGAUCCGGGUCACGAGCAUAUCCCCUGGCCUGACCCGCACGGAGUUGCUGCUGGAUGACAAAGUACCAGGAGUGAAGGAAGCAGUGGAGCAGCUACCAGCGUUGGCGGCGGAGGACGUGGCUGAUGCCGUGGUCUACGUCUUAUCGACCCCGGUCAAUGUUAAUAUCACUGAACUAACUAUACAGCCUGUGGGAGAGAAGAAAUUGUAACACACAGGUUAUCUAACAUCUAUUUAUUACAUUUUAUGCAUGAAUUAUUUCAUAAUGAUUGUGCCUAUAUCUACU